GCUACCGCCACUCCUGUCAAGAACAGUGGCAAGCGUGGUCUCUCCUACAACAACGCCGCAUACACUAUGCCUUUCUCUCUUUCGGGUCAGAACUCUCAGGUCUCUUGGGCAUACAACUGGUACCAGACUUCUGGCAGCGGCUUCAACCCUGCACUCGAAUAUGUACCUAUGCUGUGGAGUGACGCUUCCGACCUCACAAACAGCUGGGCCACCAAUGCACAGGCUUCUAUCAAUGCUGGUAGCAAACAUCUCCUAGGCUUCAACGAGCCUGAUCUCUGCCUUGCAGGUGCCGGAUCUUCGUGCAUGCAAAUGUCGGACGCUGUCAAGGCCUGGAAACAGUACAUGGAGCCCUUCGCCGGCAAGGCCCUUCUCGGUUCUCCAGCCGUCACCAAUGGUGGCUCUCCCAUGGGACUUACAUGGCUUAGCAAUUUCAUGGGAAACUGCACAGGCUGCCACAUUGAUUUCAUCAACAUCCACUGGUAUUCCAACAAGUGGGCUGGAGCAAACUACUUCAAGCAGCAAGUCCAAGCCGCCCACGAGAUGUCUGGAGGCAGGCCUGUGUGGAUCACCGAGUUUGGCCUUGACUCCAGCACUGCUUAUACCAACGCCGAACUCCAAUCUUUCCUCGAGGAAGUCAUGGAUUGGAUGGAUGCGCAACCCUACGUGCAGCGCUACGCCUACUUCAUGGAUACCACCAACAUGUUGAUGAACUCUGAUGGAAGUGGCAUGAGCGACACUGGCGCCAUGUACAACUCCUAC
Messenger RNA from Aureobasidium namibiae CBS 147.97, 759 nucleotides. RefSeq lists its product as uncharacterized. Gene Ontology annotation, cellular component: fungal-type cell wall. Gene Ontology annotation, biological process: fungal-type cell wall polysaccharide metabolic process. The transcript has a single exon. The record is from RefSeq and is a predicted model, not a curated record. The annotation marks the transcript as partial. NCBI's taxonomy places the organism in Eukaryota, Fungi, Ascomycota, Dothideomycetes, Dothideales, Saccotheciaceae.